AAGAAGCGAAAUCCCCCACCUCCAGGCCUUCAGGGCUGGUUCUUGGGAAAUCCUAACUCUUUCCCUUCUAACCCCUUCCUUGGCCCUUCUUCCUGCCCGGGAGGAUAAAGGGCGCUGUUUUCCAGACGCUGCCGGGUCGGAAACGGUGGGGGAACGGGGCGGUACGCGUGGGUGGAGGAUAGGCGGGGAGGGGGCAGUCCACGAACUUUUGUCAUUCAGCCUGGGAGACCACGGUGACAUUCCUGUCUGCGCUGUGGGCAGGCCAGCCUCUCCGGCCCUGGACUAGGGGGCGCCGCCGAGAGAAGCAGCCGCAGACUGCAGAGUCGCCGACUGCGCUGUUCGCAAGGCAGACUCCGGGCUGCCCACCGCGGCCUAGCGCGCGCCGGAUGGCAGGAGAAGUGUCCGCGGCCACGGGCCGCUUCUCGCUGGAGCGGUUGGGCCUCCCGGGCCUGGCCCUCACCGCGGCCCUGCUGCUCCUGGCCCUCUGCUUGCUCGUCCGGCGCACCAGGAGACCCGGUGAGCCUCCAUUGAUAAAAGGUUGGCUUCCUUAUCUUGGAGUGGUCCUGAACUUACGGAAAGACCCUUUAAGGUUCAUGAAAACACUUCAAAAGCAACAUGGUGACACUUUCACUGUUCUUCUUGGUGGAAAGUACAUAACAUUUAUUCUGGACCCCUUCCAGUACCAGCUAGUGAUUAAAAAUCAUAAACAAUUAAGCUUUCGAUUAUUUUCUAAUAAAUUAUUAGAGAAAGCAUUUAGCAUCAGUCAGUUGCAAAAAAAUCAUGACAUGAAUGAUGAGCUUCACCUCUGCUAUCAAUUUUUGCAAGGCAAAUCUUUGGACAUACUCUUGGAAAGCAUGAUGCAGAAUCUAAAACAAGUGUUUGAACCCCAGCUGUUAAAAACCACAAGUUGGGACACGGCACAACUGUAUCCAUUCUGCAGCUCAAUAAUAUUUGAGAUCACAUUUACAACUAUAUAUGGAAAAGUUAUUGUUUGUGACAACAACAAAUUUAUUAGUGAGCUAAAAGAUGAUUUUUUAAAAUUUGAUGACAAGUUUGCAUAUUUAGUAUCCAACAUACCCAUUGAUCUUCUAGGAAAUGUCAAGUCUGUUAGGGAGAAAAUUAUAAAAUGCUUUUCAUCAGAAAAGUUAGCCAAGUUGCAAGGAUGGUCAGAAGUUUUUCAAAGCAGGCAAGAUGUCCUGGAGAAAUAUUAUGUGCACGAGGACCUUGAAAUAGGAGCACAUCAUUUAGGCUUUCUCUGGGCCUCUGUGGCAAACACUAUUCCAACUAUGUUCUGGGCAAUGUAUUAUCUUCUGCGGCACCCAGAAGCUAUGGCAGCAGUGCGUGACGAAAUUGACCGUUUGCUGCAGUCAACAGGUCAAAAGAAAGGGUCUGGGUUUCCCAUCCACCUCACCAGAGAACAAUUGGACAGCCUGAUCUGCCUAGAAAGCACCAUUUUUGAAGCUUUACGACUGUCCUCAUAUUCAACCACCAUUCGUUUUGUUGAGGAGGAUUUGACUCUCAGUGCAGAGACUGGGGACUACUGUGUGCGAAAGGGAGACUUGGUAGCCAUCUUUCCUCCAAUCCUACAUGGUGACCCUGAAAUCUUUGAAGCUCCAGAGGAGUUUAGAUAUGAUCGUUUUAUAGAAGAUGGUAAGAAGAAAACCACCUUUUUCAAAAGAGGGAAAAAGCUGAAGUGUUACCUAAUGCCGUUUGGAACUGGAACCAGCAAAUGUCCAGGCCGAUUUUUUGCACUUAUGGAAAUAAAGCAAUUGUUGGUUAUACUUUUAACUUAUUUUGAUUUAGAAAUAAUUGAUGAUAAGCCCAUAGGACUAAACUACAGCCGCUUGUUGUUUGGUAUUCAGUAUCCAGAUUCUGAGGUUUUAUUUAGAUACAAAGUGAAAUCUUAGAGAAGCUAAAAGGAAAGAAAAUAAAUCUAUCAAAAUUACCCUAAACAUCCUAAGCUCAUCUAUUUCUUUUUAAUUUCUGCAAAUGUAAUUGAUUUAUUUGUUUAAAAAGUGCUAAUUUCUAUUUUAUCUGAUAUCAAUCCAGUUUGUCCUUAGUCACAAAGCCUAUCAUAAUAUAAAACAGGAUGGUGGCAGGAAAAUGGACAUCAAAAUCAACUUAAGGGUAGGCUCAAAACAGGGUUGUUGUUGUUUUUUUAGUUUCUCCUUGUUGUGAUUUUCACCUGUUAUAAUAAAUGUACCUUCACACCAAUA
Messenger RNA from Pongo pygmaeus (Bornean orangutan), 2216 nucleotides. It is a transcript of the gene CYP7B1, whose product is annotated as cytochrome P450 family 7 subfamily B member 1. Gene Ontology annotation, molecular function: oxysterol 7-alpha-hydroxylase activity; iron ion binding; heme binding. The transcript has 6 exons. Bases 387 to 1907 code for a protein of 506 amino acids. Gene Ontology annotation, biological process: cholesterol homeostasis; bile acid biosynthetic process. The record is from RefSeq and is a predicted model, not a curated record. NCBI's taxonomy places the organism in Eukaryota, Metazoa, Chordata, Mammalia, Primates, Hominidae.